Dovyalis caffra is the source of this 162-nucleotide messenger RNA. Lineage: Eukaryota; Viridiplantae; Streptophyta; Magnoliopsida; Malpighiales; Salicaceae. The record is from the annotation of a GenBank genome assembly.
AUGCAUCGAGUAGAUAGAGAUGAAGAUGGGAAGGAGGAUGAUGAUGAACAAAGGAUUUGGAGCCCGGAAGGAGCAGAUUCUUCAAAGAAGCUCGAAGGUUGCUUUGUCCGGUUUUCGUGCCAAAAUUGUCGGAAAGCUAAGACGACGGAAACCAAGGCCUAA